UGCUGGCUCUGCCCCAACCAAACAAAGAGGGCAGCAGCUUUUCAAACAGCGGCUUCCCAAAAAGUUGGCUGCUGCAGAGCUGGGCUGUGCUGGGACCCUGGCUGGCCACGGCCACUGAAGGAUGCAGCAGCAAGUUGGUACCGUCGCCUAGGAGGAUCCCGGCAGUCGUCUUUAGUCCCUGGUAGAGGAGCUGCUGUGUGCUUUGUACGCCCUCAUGUUUUAAGUGAGCAGGAUUUGAGCUGGAUUUUGCCCUGCCCUUCUGCCUGCACUUGCCUCCUGCUCACCAGCUGGACUCUGACCCACAGCCUGCCUUUCAGCAUCUUCUCUGAGGUACGGGACAGUGUCAUCUCCAGACCCAAAGGGCAGGCUCUGCAGCAUUAUGACACUUUCCACACAGUAGUUGUCAACGUGGGCAUCCCUGGUUCUGCUUGCCAUAACCUUCCAGGCCACCAAGGAGAUGUGAGGCUCCGGUCGGGACCUGCCAGCCUCGUGCAAUCAACUGCCACUUGCCAGGACUCGCACCGAGCUUCCUAGGGUACUGAGCUGCUGCUCGGGAUCCUGACCGCUCCUGAUUCCUCACUGUGCUGUUGGCAGUGGGGAAUCGAUGUCCAGUUUGGGACACUGGGCAGAGCCAAGCCCACCCAUUACCAUCCUCCGUGCCCUUGUCAGACCGGGGGACCAGGCUGGACCCCCCGCUCUGAGGGGGCUCUGCGUGACUGAGGGACAGGUUUGGGGCUGUCCCUAGUUGCUCCGGUGGGAAGAGCUGCCUCAUUCCUCCUCUCCGGCUGGGAACCGGAUCACUGCCCGAAGCUGGGGAUGGUGCUGCGUGGACCCACGGCCGGGGCCGGCAGCCCGGCGGCAGAGCACUAGCAGACCCCGAGGACCAUCGCGGGGCUUAGUGCUGUCUGGGGGGCUGCUGGCCUCCCCGCAGCGGCCGCGCUCUGGGGAUGUAGGUGUCGGCUGCAGGAGGGGUGCCGGGAGCGAUGGGCCGGCUGGACGACCACGCCAAGAGGAGGAUCGUGGAGCUGCGCAGGGCCGGGCUCAGCUUCCGCAAGAUCAAGAAGGUGCUGGAGCUGGACGACAUACGGGUGACGCCGCAGGCCGUGUACCUCUUCCUCAAGAGGAAGAGCGUGGAGCCGGGGUCGGCAGCAGCUGGCUGGGACGGGGACCAGCCCUGGCCCCCGCUGCGGGGGUGCGAGGCUGAGCCACCCAAGCCGCCGGGUGCCCGGCCCCCCGCGAUGCCCAGCGGGGGCCCUGCGGGCAGCCGAGACACCAAGGAGGGCAUCCAGAUCGUUAGCGUGGCCUCGCUCUGCAAGGAUGGCGGGCAGCUCGGGGAGGCCCUGCCCGUGGGACCGCCCUCCGGGAACGGCGACGACGGCUCCACAAGCACCCCCUCAGCUUCGGGGGGCCCAGCCACCCCCCCCCAGCACCUGCCCAGCCGAGAGCGGCUGGUCACACCCCCCGCCAGGAGCCCAGCCCUGAUGGUGAAGAAGAUGAUCGUGGACAGAGCUCUCCUCCCGCAGAAAAAGGUCAAAGACGCCAGCACUCAGACUGCCCUGCCAAACCCCAUGAGUCCUGGAAAUCAAAACCUUGCUUGGGGUGGACCAGUGCUUCCCCCAGGUCCCAGCUCCCAUGCCAUUGCCGAAAAGCUGGAUGCUGUACAGACAGAGAUCCAGAAGCUGAGCCAGGCCCUGCACAUGGUGCUGGAGAGGCAGUGCCGCCUGGAGCGCCAGCAGGAUCACCAGCAGCGGCUGCAGCAGGAGGUGCUGAUGACGCUGCAGCAGCUCAGCUCCACCGUGAGCCAUGGCGCCGUGCCAGCGAACCAGCCCUGCGCCCCCUUCAGCAGCAUGGCCGAGCCCUCGCCCACCGUGCCAAACUUCAGCCAGUUCAAGAUGGAGCUCAUCUGACCUCACGCAACAUCAGCGUGCUCUAGCAGCGCUGCACUGAUGGCAGGAGGAAGCUGUGAAGAAGAACCACCUCUCAGAGGCUGUGGCAGCUGCCUAAGGAUUAUGUGGGGCACCCAGCAGAGAAGGUCACUGAUGCCUCAUGUUUUCUGCACUGUUGACUGAAAGGAGCUGCCUGGCACAAGAGGCAGGGCACUGAAAUGCUGAGGCCUCGCUUCUCCUGUGCUGCCCAUCCCAGCUGGCGCUGGAUCUGGCUGGUGGCCCAUGGACUUCAGCAGCGCAGACAGGCUGCCUGCAAGUAGAAGAUGCAACUGAGAGAGACACAGCAGGGGGGUGGGUCUCAAAGAAAAUGCGAGGCUUCCUGUCAUGAGGGUCAGUGCUGUGAUGAUCAAUCACAGAAAUGCUUCGUGCCCUCCCUCUGCAGAGCCUUGUUCAGUAAAAAUCUAUAUACACCAUA
This is a messenger RNA of Aquila chrysaetos chrysaetos, 2361 nucleotides long. RefSeq lists its product as uncharacterized. The coding region runs from base 984 to 1907 and encodes 307 amino acids. The record is from RefSeq and is a predicted model, not a curated record. Lineage: Eukaryota; Metazoa; Chordata; Aves; Accipitriformes; Accipitridae. The transcript is spliced from 5 exons.